AUGCAUUCCACACUGAAAACCCUCAUCCUUCUCUCCACACCCAUUCACGCUGCCACAACAGCCCGCGUCUGGACACACUUUUACCCAUCCUGUCCAGGCGAGCCCUUCUCAGACCUAGCCACAUACGAGAACUAUGAAGAAACAGCUCCCUCAAAAGACAUCUCGGCUGGUCAAUGCAUGCAAAUCGGUGUCCCAUCUUAUGAGCACAACCUUGUCUCCGCUCUCUCAGUAGACGCCGAAUUUCUCUCCAAAGAAAAAGGGCACCCAUUCCCGCCAUCAAACAACCCAAAUUGCAAUAUAACCGUCCACGAAGUCCCAGGGUGUAUUGAUGAUCCACUCAUCACUCACGAACUGCAUAAUGGCGUGGAAGUCAGCGAAUGUCAUGAGCGCAAUUUCGCCGCAUACAGCGAUAUAUGGGUGCAGCUUGUUUGUGAAGGUGUAGAGAAGGAGUCUCUAUCCGAGCAGCAAGAGGAUAUCCCGCGCAUUGACGAGACUGCUUCUGUGCAGAAUAGUGAGAAUGUGCAGACCCCUGGUUCGAAUGAGAACUCGUGGCAUCUUGCGCAGACACAGAGCUCUGAGAGACAGCCUGAGGAGGAGAGCAGGGUAAAUGAUGCUGGACAUCUGGAGAGUGAGGAGAUUGUGCAUCGGGUUAUGGAGGCUUUGCAUCAUAAGGCUAAGGGGAUGCAUCUUGUUUCUGGAAAGCACAAUGCUACCCGGUACAAUGGGACUGCGCCUAAGAAUGCCACUUUGUCGAGGAGAAAGUUGUCUGUGCUGCGAAACCGGGUUGCUCGUUUGAAUUACUAG
Messenger RNA from Penicillium angulare, 804 nucleotides. RefSeq lists its product as uncharacterized. The coding region runs from base 1 to 804 and encodes 267 amino acids. The record is from RefSeq and is a predicted model, not a curated record. The transcript has a single exon. Lineage: Eukaryota; Fungi; Ascomycota; Eurotiomycetes; Eurotiales; Aspergillaceae.